AUGCCAUCGACCGACCUCGUCGCGUUGGACCACAGCCUGCCGAGACCACGAUUGCGCCGGGCUGCCCUGACCAGAUGGCUUCGGACCAAGAUACAGAGCUCAGAGCAAGUCUAUCCGCAAGCCGAACUUGGCUGCUUGUCGCGCAGGGUACGCAAUGCUGUCGAUCAUCCUGUUGACUUCAAGGCCAGUGUGCUUGCCGCCUGGGCUGCGUCGCCAGUUGGACGGGCGGACGAGGGCCUUGCACUUCUUCUGACAGGAGCUCGCGGCCUACACCGCCGCUUUUUCCGCAAAUCCGCACCGUCCAAGCUGCGGCGCGCGUGCACACCUGCCGUUUAUGCCUCCCAAGGCUUUGGCGGUCUCGAAACGCUGGCCUUCGUCGCUGCGGGCGUUGGCUGGCACAUGGAUAAGAACGGCACAUCCACCACCGACGCUAGCAUUCAUCUUCCACACCAACCAUCAUCUCACGCCUUCAAACUAGAAUCUCCGCAUCGGUCAAGUCGCCAGCCAAUCCGUGCACUGCACCGCGCACAUUCUCGCUCCAGAGCCGACGCGCGCUCACGCCAGGCUUCCGAACUCUUUGAAUCCCACCCCCCACCUCCGCCUCAUCCUUUGCCACCACCAACUUCUUCACAUUCUCGCACUCUUCCUUCUCUUUCCGCCAUCUCCAUCCCCCGCACCUUCGCCACUUCCGCCUCCAAGAUGUCCGUCGCCGUCCCCACCGACUUCAACAAGGUUCUCUACCAGUCCCUCGCCGAGGCUGACCCCGAGGUCCAGCAGAUCAUCGAGAAUGAGACUUACCGUCAGUUCUCCGGUCUCGAGCUCAUUGCCUCCGAGAACCUGACCUCGCUCGCCACCAUGGAGGCCAACGGCUCCAUCCUCACCAACAAGUACUCUGAGGGUCUCCCCGGCGCCCGAUACUACGGUGGUAACGAGUACAUCGACCAGCUCGAGGUGCUCUGCCAGCAGCGUGCCCUCAAGGCCUUUAACCUUGACCCCAAGGUGUGGGGUGUCAACGUCCAGCCCUACUCGGGCUCCACCGCCAACUUUGCCACCUUCACCGCCCUCCUCCAGCCCCAGGACCGCAUCAUGGGUCUCGGCCUUCCCUCCGGUGGUCACCUGACCCACGGCUACUACACCGCCAAGAAGAAGAUCUCGGCCUCGUCCAUCUACUUCCAGUCGUUCCCCUACAACGUUGACCCCGCCACCGGCUACAUCAACUACGACGAGCUCAAGAAGAACGCCGACCUCUUCAAGCCCCGCAUGGUCAUCUGCGGUGGCUCCGCCUACCCUCGUGACUGGGACUACGCCAAGCUCGCCGAGAUCGCCAAGACCCAGUCCGCCUACCUCAUGGCCGACAUCGCCCACAUCUCGGGUCUCGUUGCCGCCCAGGUGCAGAACAACCCCUUCGAGUACUGCGACAUUGUCACCACCACCACCCACAAGACCCUCCGUGGUCCCCGUGCCGGUAUGAUCUUCUUCCGCAAGGACCGCGACGCCGAGAUCGAGGGCCGCGUCAACGCCGCCGUCUUCCCCGCCUGCCAGGGUGGCCCGCACAACAACACCAUCGCCGGUAUCGCCGUUGCGCUCAAGCAGGCCGCCGAGCCCGCCUUCAAGGAGUACGCCGUCCAGGUCAUCAAGAACUCGCAGGCUAUCGCCAAGGUCCUCUCGGGCAAGGGCUACAAGCUCCAGACCGACGGCUCGGAGAACCACCUCAUCCUCUGGGACCUGCGUCCUCUCGGCCUCACCGGCUCCAAGGUCGAGAACAUCUGCGACCUUGCCCACAUCACGCUCAACAAGAACGCCGUCAGCGGCGACACCUCGGCCCUCGUGCCCGGUGGUGUGCGUAUCGGCACCGGCGCGCUCACCUCGCGCUCCAUGACCGAGAGCGACAUGGAGAAGGUUGCCGAGUUCCUCGACCGCGUCGUCCAGAUCUCGCUCGACAUCCAGAAGACCUCGGGCAAGAAGCUCGUCGACUUCAUGAACGCCGCCCGCCAGUCUGACGCCGUCAAGCAGCUCAACAAGGACGUCGAGGCCUUCGCCACCAGCUUCCCUCUCCCCGGUGUUCCCGACACCUCGGUCAUCAAGAAGCCUGCCCACUAA
Messenger RNA from Moesziomyces antarcticus, 2100 nucleotides. RefSeq names its product glycine hydroxymethyltransferase. The record is from RefSeq and is a predicted model, not a curated record. Gene Ontology annotation, biological process: folic acid metabolic process; tetrahydrofolate interconversion; L-serine catabolic process. Gene Ontology annotation, cellular component: cytoplasm. Lineage: Eukaryota; Fungi; Basidiomycota; Ustilaginomycetes; Ustilaginales; Ustilaginaceae. Gene Ontology annotation, molecular function: pyridoxal phosphate binding; glycine hydroxymethyltransferase activity; zinc ion binding. The coding region runs from base 1 to 2100 and encodes 699 amino acids. The transcript has 6 exons.